Styela clava is the source of this 13012-nucleotide messenger RNA. Lineage: Eukaryota; Metazoa; Chordata; Ascidiacea; Stolidobranchia; Styelidae. The record is from RefSeq and is a predicted model, not a curated record.
UUAGCUAUGUACAAGGGAAGACUAUCUUUCCCUAAAAUGUAGUAAAUUUUGAAGUCUCUUUAUUGUUUGACUUCCAACUCCAUACAGUUGUUGAAAUAAAUAUUAACAGCAAAAUGAAAAAAACAAAUCGAAAUAGUGCUGUUUCUAAGCCACGCUUGCCGCCAAUUCCAACAAGAAAUGGAUUGGUGUCAGGACCUCAGUUUCAAACCAGUAAAUUGAUGACAUACAGAAGAAGCCGUGAAUACCAAAAUGUCUUGAAUAAUAUAAUAAUUGAUGAUGCCCACAAGGCCGCUGAAGACAUGGCAGAUCAAGUUCGCAGAAAACCACCGAAAAAAAUAUCACCGGAAAUGCCAACAUCGAUGAUGAGUUCUUCCAGAAAAACACGGCAAAUGUACAUGUAUAUGAAGAAAUGUGUUGAAUCUGGUUCUGUUGUACCAGUACAACAAAUAUGGUUGAAUUCAAUGUUGUCCAAGGUACCACCUCACCUACAGAAAACGGCUCGUCAACAUCAACAUAUUGAAGAUCUUUUUGGAGAGGUCAAAGUUGAUUUCAAAUCAAGCAUGAAAAAAUCGAUGGUACAACAUGUCUUGUUGAAACCAUCUGUGAAAGGACUCGAGAAUGAAGUAUCAGGACCACCUCCUGCUGAACCAACGGGGUUAGAUUUUUCCAGUACAUGGAAUGAAUCAUUUCAAAGAGCAAGGAAUGAAAUUAUGGCAAACUUAUGGAUAACCCAUCCAUCUAUGCAAACAGUACUUGGAAUGUGUCAGGACAGUCUACAAUCUAUGUUAUUGAUGGAACUAAGUGAACUCAGAAUUCAAGGGCCAGCUGAAAUAGAACAUUUGAAAAAUCACAUCCUGCUUGAAGUGGAGAAGUCUGAAGAUAAAUUAAUGCAUGGAUGGUAUCCUCGUGUCAUUAAUAUAUUCACAGAUGAAAAACAAUUUGUUGGAAUCAGACGAGAUAAACUCGACUCAUUUUAUACAUGCGUCUCUACAUUGGUUGCUAACCAGCUCAAAGAUUUGGUAGAAAGAUCACUUCAUCAUUGGGUCGGUUUAUUCCAUGAUAACAACAAACACCAACUACCUAUUUUCAAGAUGGAAUUGACAUUUGAUGAAAAUGCUUCGAAAACCGAAGGAAAAAUGGAAUUUUUCCCUUCUUACCAGGAUCUUGAAGAUUGUAUUGUAUUUGUUGCUGAGACAAUCAUCAACAGUAUGCAUAGUGUUCCUACUGUACAGUCUUGGUUGUCUGGUUCCAGUUCAACAGUCAAUGUUGAUACCGGUAUUGCUGAUCAUAUAAGUAUUGCAGCCGUUGCAUUUUUACGAAGAGCAGUGAAAAAGAAUUUUGAAGGUCCUCAGGAAUGUAUGCAGGGAUUUGUAAAAGAUUACAGUUUCCUUGUCAAUGGAGAGGCAGCAAGUGAUAUUGAGAAGUUUAUCUCAGAAGAUCAUUCGUUUCAGGAAUAUUGUGAUUUUAUUGAGAAGUUUAGAAGAGUCGCCAAUGAAAUCAACAACCUUGACAAUGUCUUCCAUUUUGACAUGAUUCGAUUGGAUUGUGAUGAUUUGAAACGAGCAUUGGUCGAAUAUGCAAGAAAACAUGCUGAUACUCUUCUGACACGAUUAACUGAAGAUCACAGAGAAGACAAUAAGAGCAUCUGUUCUCGGUUUGAAGAAAUCAAAGAACGAGCAAUGAGAAAACCAACAAACAGUGAAGAAAUGAUGGAUAUGAUUGAUUAUGUGCAAAAAGCAAGAACAGAGGGCGUCACAGAGUUAAAUGAGAGAAUUGGUGAAUGCCGAAAACGACUCAAUUUUCUUCUUGAUCUCUACAUGUUUUCUGAUGAUGAUAUUGCACUCAACAGUACCGUUCUUACUUGGCCGAAGAAUAUUCAACCUGUAUUUGAAGCCAAUGACGAGUUGGUUGAGGCGUCAAAGCGUGCUGGUGAACAAGAACUUCUCCAGAAACGUGAACGAGUUAUGAUGGAGCUUGACAAACUCACUCGAAGAGUUGAGGAGUUUAAUGAGUGUGGUGAACCUGAUUUGAUGCAGCAAUAUGUCAAUGAUGUGCGAACAGUACAAAAGAGAUUGGCAGAUGCACAAGAACAAAUUUCUUUCAUUAAUAAGGAAGAAGUUUUGUUCAAAUGGGAAGAAACAAAUUAUCCAGAGAUUGAACAUAUACAAACAUCCAUGGAACCAUUUCAAAAACUCUAUACUACUGUACUAAGGUGGCAGAAGGCUGAAAAACGUUGGAUGGAUGGUGAAUUCAUGAAAUUAGAAGGUGAAGUCAUUGAAUCGGAAGUUGACGAAUUUUGGAGGGAAUUAUAUAAAGCCAACAAAACAUUCAACAUGAAAAAGAAAAAAGUGGAUGAUGAAAAAAGAAAGGGAGCACCAAAACGUCGUAAAGUUGGGGCUGAGAAAGAUGAAGAAGACAAGAAAGAAGAUGUUAUUAUUGCAUUAUGUAGUGGAAUGAUGGAAUCUGUCAAGGAAUUCAAGGAAAACAUUCCACUUAUAUCGACUCUCUGCAACCCUGGUAUUCGUCCCAGACAUUGGUCCAACAUGUCUGAAAUAUAUGGUGAGGAUUUAACUCCUGAUGCUGGUACAACUCUACGUAAAGUAUUGAAGAAAAAUCUUGGAACGUAUAUGGAACAAUUUGAGGCAAUAAGUGCCGCAGCUAGCAAGGAAUUCUCUCUUGAAAAAGCUCUGGCAAGGAUGCAAGUUGAAUGGGAUGACAUGAUGUUCAGUACAUUACCAUACAGAGAUUCAGGAGUCCAUAUCCUAUCUUCAGUCGAUGAUGUUCAAACAAUGCUCGACGAUCAGAUUGUAAAAACUCAAACCAUGCGUGGAUCACCUUUCAUCAAACCAUUUGAAGCUGAAAUUAAGGAAUGGGAAGAAAGACUUCUUCUUAUCCAAGAUACAAUUGAUGAGUGGUUGAAAGUACAAUCACAAUGGUUAUAUCUUGAACCAAUCUUCAGUUCAGAAGACAUCAUGCAACAAAUGCCAGAGGAAGGACGUCUGUUCCAGAUUAUCGAUAAAAAUUGGAAAGAGAUUAUGAAGUUUACCAUGAGAGAUACACACGUUCUGGCUGCGACAUCGAUGACUGGCCUUCUACAAAAACUGUUGGAUAGCAACGUUCUACUAGAUAAAAUUAUGAAAGGUCUCAAUGCUUAUUUGGAAAAGAAGAGAUUGUUCUUUCCAAGAUUUUUCUUCUUGUCCAAUGAUGAAAUGCUUGAGAUCUUAUCUGAGACUAAAGAUCCGACUCGAGUGCAACCUCAUCUCAAAAAAUGCUUUGAGGGGAUUGCAAAACUUGAAUUUCUUGAAAAUCUUGAUAUUAAAUCCAUGUUGAGUAGCGAAGGUGAAGUCGUCCAACUUGUCGAGUUAAUCUCAACAUCAGCUGCCAGAGGUGCCGUGGAAAAAUGGCUUCUUCAGGUUGAAGAUGUGAUGUUGAGAUCAGUGAGAGAUGUCAUCAUAAAAGCUAAAGAAGCUUAUGUUGAGAAUCCAAGAGAUAAAUGGGUGCAGGAAUGGCCCGGGCAGAUUGUAUUGUAUGUGACAUCAAUGUAUUGGACGUAUGAAGUACACGAUGCAUUGAACAAGGGAGGAAAUAAUGGAUUAAAGGAAUAUUAUAAGGCUCUUGUCACUCAGCUUGGUGAUAUUGUCAACCUUGUCCGUGGAAAACUUUUGAAACAAACCCGUAUCACACUUGGAGCUCUUGUAACUAUUGAUGUGCAUGCUCGUGAUGUUAUUCAAGAAAUGAUAGAUAAAGAUGUUGAAAAUGAAAAGGAUUUUAACUGGCUUGCUCAAUUGCGAUAUUAUUGGGAAAAUGAUAAUGCAAGAGCUCGUAUUAUUAAUGCUAAUGUGAAAUAUGCAUAUGAAUAUCUCGGAAAUUCUCCAAGGCUUGUCAUCACACCCUUGACAGACAGAUGCUAUCGUACAUUGGUUGGGGCAUUUUAUCUCAAUCUCGGUGGGGCACCUGAAGGUCCUGCUGGAACAGGAAAAACAGAGACAACAAAAGAUCUGGCAAAGGCAUUGGCUGUCCAAUGUGUUGUCUUCAAUUGUUCUGAUGGUCUUGAUUAUCUGGCUAUGGGAAAAUUUUUCAAAGGACUGGCGUCAUCAGGAGCCUGGGCUUGCUUCGAUGAAUUUAACAGAAUUGAACUUGAAGUACUGAGUGUCAUUGCACAGCAGAUGUUGUGCAUUCAACGGGCUAUCCAGACCCAUGUUGAAACAUUCCUAUUUGAAGGUUCUGAACUUAGAUUAAAUCCUAACUGUUUUGUGGCGAUCACCAUGAAUCCUGGAUACGCAGGACGGUCUGAAUUGCCAGACAAUUUGAAGGUACUUUUCCGUACUGUCGCAAUGAUGGUACCAGACUACGCACUGAUUGCAGAAAUUUCAUUGUACUCUUGCGGUUUCUUGGAUGCACGUAAUCUCUCAGUAAAGAUUGUCAUGACUUAUCGACUUUGUUCUGAACAAUUGUCAAGUCAGUUUCACUACGAUUAUGGAAUGCGAGCUGUAAAAGCUGUCUUAGUUGCGGCUGGAAACUUAAAACUGAAAUACCCUGACGAAAAUGAAGAUAUUUUGCUCUUACGUUCCAUUCAAGACGUCAAUCUUCCUAAAUUUUUAUCUCAUGACAUUCCUCUGUUCCGCGGAAUCACAUCUGAUCUUUUCCCGGGUGUUACGCUUCCAGAAGCCGAUUAUGAUCUAUUCCUUGCUGCCAUUAAAGAGGUAGCACUAAAACAUGAAAUAAAAACCGUUCCUGUUUUCUUAGAAAAAAUUAUUCAGACAUACGAGAUGAUGAUUGUACGUCAUGGUUUCAUGCUUGUUGGUGAUUCAUUUUCUGGGAAAACCAAAUGUCUUCAUGUACUUGCUGAUGCAUUAACAUUAAUGAAUGAACGUGGACAAAAUGAAGAAGAGAAAGUCAUGUAUAAAACUAUCAAUCCUAAAGCUGUUACAAUGGGUCAACUAUUCGGUCAAUUUGAUCCUGUGUCUCAUGAAUGGACAGAUGGAAACGUUGCCAACACAUUCCGUAAAUUCUCUAGCACUGACACUCCUGACAGGAAAUGGGUUAUAUUUGAUGGACCCAUCGAUACAUUGUGGAUCGAAUCGAUGAAUACAGUACUUGACGACAACAAAAAAUUAUGUCUGAUGUCUGGUGAAAUUAUCCAGAUGACAAAUGCAAUGAGCUUGAUCUUUGAAACUCAAGAUUUGUCCCAAGCCUCUCCUGCAACUGUGAGCAGAUGUGGUAUGAUAUAUCUGGAGCCUGGUUCUCUUGGAUGGCAACCUAUGUUUCAAUCAUGGCUCGACAAACUUCCACCUAUAUUAUCUACGGACAACAGAUCUUACAUUGAAGUAUUAUUCAAUUGGUUGGUACCACCAAGCGUCAGGAUUGUAAGAAAGAAAUGCAGAGAGGUCAUUGGAUCACAAGAUCACAACUUGAUUCGAUCAUUGAUGUAUUUCUUUGAAAUGUUGUUGAAAGAAGAAGUUGCACCUGAGAGUGAAUCUGAUCACAAGAAUAUAAAAAUACAUAUUCAGGGCGUGUUAUUGUUUUCAAUGAUUUGGUCUAUCGGAGCAACAAUCAAUCAAGAUGGCAGGAAUUUAUUUUCUGAUUAUCUUCGAGAAAUCAUAACUGGGAAAAACGAAGAACAUCCAAUUCCAUCAGCGAUUGGAAAAUUAGAUACUGCCUUUCCCGAACAAGGAUUGGUUUAUUACUACUACUAUGAGAUUAAAGGACGAGGCAACUGGAGUCCAUGGACUCAUUUAUUGAGAGGACAAGAAAUAACUCCAGAUCCAUCAGUAAACGUUGGAAAUAUUAUUGUUCCGACCAUGGACACUGCAAGAUAUACAUAUCUCAUGGACGUCUGUAUCAAAAACAAACGACCUAUUCUGUUCGUUGGACCAACUGGAACUGGAAAAAGUGCUUAUGUGAAAGAUAAACUCAUGAAUAACUUAUCAAAAGAUGACUUCCUACCUGCUUUUGUGAACUUUUCUGCAAAAACAACUGCAAACCAGACACAGGGAUUGAUUAUGUCCAAACUGGACAAAAGGAGAAAAGGUGUGUACGGUCCACCAAUGGGAAAACAAUGUGUUGUGUUCGUGGAUGACAUGAAUAUGCCUGCCAGAGAAAAAUAUGGAGCACAACCACCUAUUGAACUUCUAAGACAAUAUUUUGACCACGGAAAUUGGUACGACCUCAAAGAUACAACAAAAAUAAGUCUGAUUGACAUCAUCAUUUUGGCGGCAAUGGGACCACCUGGUGGUGCUCGUAAUCCAGUGACAACAAGAUUUCUACGUCAUUUUAACAUCAUUUCUACUUUGGAAUUCAAUGACGAAACAAUGACUAAAAUCUUCAGUACAAUUAUGUCGGUUCAUCUUAAAGCUCAUGAAUUUCCUACUGACUUAUUUGCGACUUGUAACCAGAUUGUAACUGCAACAAUGGAGGUUUACAAGAAAGCAAUGGAUAAUUUACUUCCAACGCCAGCUAAAUCUCACUAUACAUUCAACCUACGUGAUUUCUCCCGUGUUAUUCUGGGUUGUCUUCUGAUCAAGAAACAAAGUGUGGAAAACAAGAAAACAAUGAUCAGAUUAUUUGUGCAUGAAGUGUUCCGUGUAUUCUAUGAUCGUCUGGUUGAUGAUGAAGAUAGGCAUUGGUUGUUUUCAUCAAUGAAAACAGUAGUGAAAGAUCAUUUCAAAGAAAAUUUUGACACUUUGUUUGACCACCUCGCACAACCUGGAAGACCGUUGGAAGAAGAUGACAUGAGAUCAAUGUUGUUUGGUGAUUAUUUGAAUCCUGAUGCUGAAAAUGAAGAUCGCAUGUAUGAGGAAGUCAAAUCGUUGGAAGAUUUCAAUUCCAUUGUGGAACAAUGUUUGGAAGAAUAUAACCAAACUCAUAAAGCACAAAUGAACCUCGUCAUAUUCAGAUAUGUACUUGAACAUCUUUCUCGUAUUUGUCGUGUUCUAAAAUCACCGGGUGGUAAUGCUUUGCUUGUUGGUGUUGGUGGCAGUGGAAGACAAUCACUAACUAGACUUGCUACAUCUAUGGCUGGAAUGCACCUGUUUCAACCAGAAAUUUCAAAAAGUUAUGGAGUCACUGAGUGGAGAGAAGAUGUGAAGGGAGUGUUGAAAGAUACUGGAGUUGCAGGGAAGAAGACUGUAUUUUUACUCACUGACGUUCAAAUUAAAGAUGAGUCAUUCCUUGAGGACGUUGAUAAUUUACUCAACACUGGCGAAGUUCCGAAUUUAUUUGCUAUUGAUGAAAAACAAGAAAUUAUCGAGAGUAUUCGACCAGCAAUGAGUCAACAGCUUGGACCAAAUGCUGAUUACUCUCCUCUAGCUAUGUUUGCUUACUUUGUGAGUCGUUGUCGUACCAAUCUUCAUCUUAUCAUUGCUUUCUCUCCUAUCGGUGAUGCAUUCAGAAACAGGCUUCGACAAUUUCCAUCUCUGAUCAACUGCUGUACAAUCGAUUGGUUCCAGCCAUGGCCAGAAGAUGCAUUGGAGAUGGUUGCAAAUAGAUUCCUUGAAUCCGUUGAAUUGACAGAUCAUGAAAGAACAGAGAUUGUACCAAUAUGUAAACAUUUCCAUACUUCUUCAAGAAGUUUGUCUGAAAAAUACCUGCUUGAACUUGGUCGCCAUAAUUACGUCACACCAACGUCUUAUCUGGAGUUGAUCGCAGCAUUUAAAACAUUGCUGAUGCAGAAGAGAGAUACGGUUAUGAAGGCAAAGAAAAGAUAUGUUGGUGGUUUGGAAAAACUGGCUUUUGCAUCUUCCCAGGUUGCUGAAAUGCAACAAGAAUUGAAGGAACUCCAACCACAACUUGUUGAAACUGCAGCUGAGAAUGAGAAAAUGAUGGUGGUAAUAACUAAAGAGACAGUAAUUGUGGAAGAAAGAACAAAAAUUGUAUCGGCAGAUGAAGCAGCCGCGAAUGAACAAGCAGCUGUAUCUCAAGCAUUAAAAGAUGAAUGUGAAAGUGAUUUAGCUGAGGCAUUACCUGCACUUGAAGCAGCGUUGAGUGCUCAAACUUUGAAGCCUGCUGAUAUUACCAUUGUCAAGUCAAUGAAAAAUCCACCUGCUGGCGUCAAGCUUGUCAUGUCAGCAGUUUGUGUGAUGAAAGACAUCAAACCAGAGAAAAAUGAUCCAUCAGGUUCUGGACAGAAGAUUUUGGAUUAUUGGGGCCCAAGUAAAAAAUUACUUGGGGAUAUGAAUUUUCUCAACAUGCUGAGAGAAUAUGAUAGAGAUAAUAUCCCGGUAAGAUAUUUUUCCUGUAUAGAAGAAAUCAGAACUGAAUAUGCUACAAAUCCUGAAUUUGAUCCAGUUAUAGCAAAAGCAUCUUCUGCGGCAGAAGGUUUAUGUAAAUGGAUUCUUGAUGAAGUGUAUGAUAGAGUCGCGAAGGUUGUUGCACCGAAAAAAAUCAAACUUGGCGAGGCUCAAGAAUCGUUAUCAACAACAAUGAAACUACUGAAUGAGAAACGAGCUGAAUUGAAAGAAGUACAAGAUAGAUUGGCAGAACUUCAAGCUAAUUUUAAAGCAGCAACAGAGAAGAAGGAACAACUUGAAUACCAAGUCGACUUAUGUGCCAAGAAAUUGGAUCGUGCACAAAAACUCAUUGGGGGUUUAGGUGGUGAGAAAUCAAGAUGGACACAAGCAGCUAAAGAUCUUCAAGAAAUUUAUGACAAUCUCACUGGUGAUGUACUGAUAUCUUCUGGAGUGAUUGCUUACCUCGGUGCGUUUACCGCUGGUUUCAGAAAGAUCUGUACUCAGGAUUGGACCAAUGCUUGCAAGACUCGAGAUAUAACAUGUUCCGACUCAUUUUCACUGAGUAAAACUCUCGGUGAUUUGAUCAAAAUAAGAGCUUGGAAUAUCGCAGGACUACCAACUGAUAGCUUCUCAAUUGACAAUGGCGUCAUCGUUGACAAUUCUCGAAGAUGGCCAUUGAUGAUUGAUCCUCAAGGACAAGCUAAUAAAUGGGUUCGCAACUCGGAGAAAGAAAACAAACUCACUGUGAUCAAAUUGACUGAUGCUGACUACAUGAGAGUCAUGGAGAAUUCAAUUCAGUUUGGAACUCCUGUACUUCUAGAAAACGUAGGAGAGGAACUCGACCCUUCACUGGAACCCUUGUUGUUGAAGCAAACGUUCAAGCAGGGUGGUGUACUUUGCAUUCGUCUUGGAGAAAAUGUGAUUGAAUACAGCAAUGAGUUUCGAUUUUACAUCACAACAAAAUUGAGAAAUCCACAUUAUCUACCUGAACUUGCAACAAAGGUAUCUUUGCUCAAUUUCAUGAUUACGCCAGAAGGUCUGGAAGAUCAGUUGCUUGGAAUUGUAGUUGCAAAGGAGAGACCUGAACUGGAAGAGGAAAGGAAUGUUUUGAUCUUGCAAAGUGCUUCCAAUAAGAAACAAUUAAAAGAAAUUGAAGACAAGAUUUUGUACACAUUAUCUGCAUCGGAAGGAAAUAUUCUGGAAGAUGAAAGUGCCAUCAAAAUAUUGGAUUCGUCAAAAGUUCUAUCAGAUGAAAUUCAAAAGAAACAAAAGAUUGCUGAUAUAACAGAACAAAAGAUUGCAGAAUCAAGAGAAGGAUAUCGUCCUAUUGCUAAACAUUCAUCCAUUCUGUUCUUCAGUAUCACUGAUCUUCCAAACAUCGAUCCAAUGUAUCAAUAUUCUCUCACUUGGUUCGUCAACUUGUAUCUCAACUCUAUCCAUGAAAGUAACAAGUCGAAGAUCUUGGAUAAACGUUUGAGAUAUUUAUCAGAUCAUUUCACCUACAAUUUAUAUUGCAAUGUUUGUCGAUCCUUGUUUGAGAAAGAUAAAUUGUUGUUCUCACUCAUUCUGUGUGCCAAUAUCACCAUGGCCAAAGGAGAACUUGGUAAAGAAGAAUUCAUGUUCUUUUUGACUGGUGGUGUUGGACUAGAAAACAAACUUGCUAAUCCUGACUCUUCAUGGCUGAGCGAUAAAUCAUGGGAUGAAUUGUGCAGAAUGAAGGAUUUUCCUCCUUUCAAAGGAUUUAUUGACAGCUUCCAUGAUAAUAUUCUGCAAUGGAGAAAGGUUUAUGAUUUGAAAGAUCCACAGAAUGCACAUCUACCAGCUCCCUGGGAUAAAAGAUUAAAUGACUUCCAACGUAUUACUGCUAUCAGGUGUUUGAGACCGGACAAGGUCGUGCCCAUGGUGCGUCAAUACGUUCAAGAAAAAUUGGGUCAUAAAUUUGUGGAACCACCGCCUUUUGAUUUGGCUAAAAGUUUUGCUGAUUCAAAUGCAACAAUGCCUCUUAUCUUUGUGUUGUCACCUGGAGCUGAUCCUAUGGCAGCUCUCUUGAAGUUUGCGGCAGACAAAGGAUAUGAUGGUGACAAGUUCAAUGCUAUUUCAUUGGGCCAAGGUCAGGGUCCUAUUGCUGCCAGUAUGAUAACGGCUGCCAUCCAGGACGGUACUUGGGUGGCAUUACAAAAUUGUCAUUUGGCCGUGUCAUGGAUGCCUGCCAUGGAAAAAAUUUGUGAAGAAUUCAAUGCAGAAAAUAUUAAUCCAAACUUCAGAUUGUGGUUGACAUCUUAUCCAUCUGAUAAAUUUCCUGUCACCGUUCUUCAAAAUGGUGUGAAAAUGACAAAUGAACCUCCCACUGGACUUCGACAAAAUAUUCUACAAUCUUAUCUUACUGAUCCUAUUUCUGAUCCUGAGUUUUUCGCGGGAUGUCCAGAAAAAGAAUCGGUAUUUGAAAAACUUCUCUUCGGUCUAUGUUUCUUCCACGCCUUAGUGCAAGAAAGAAGAAAAUUUGGACCACUUGGAUGGAAUAUACCUUAUGGAUUCAAUGAAUCUGAUCUGAGGAUCAGUGUCAGACAAUUACAGAUUUUCAUCAAUGAAUAUGAAGAAACCCCUCUCAGUGCCGUCUCAUAUUUAACUGGAGAAUGUAACUAUGGAGGUCGUGUUACUGAUGAUUGGGACAGAAGAUUACUACGAACAAAUCUUGUUGAUUUUUAUAAUAUUAACGUUGUAACAGAACAUAAAUACAAGUUGUCGCCGAGCGGAAAUUAUUACGUUCCGCCGAAAAUGGAAUACCAGGGCUAUAUCGACUUCAUCAAGGCAUUCCCAACCACCCAACUACCUGAAGUGUUUGGGAUGCACGAGAACGUUGACAUAUCCCGGGAACUCCAGGAGACUCGUCAGCUAUUUGACUCAGUCCUGCUGGCUAUGGGCUCGUCUGCAGGAGGAGGAGGAGGAAAAACAGAUAACGCACUUAACGAAAUUGCCACAGAUAUUCUAGAUAAACUCCCACCCAACUUUGAUCUUGAAAAAGCUUCAGAGAAAUAUCCAGUACUAUAUGAAGAAAGCAUGAAUACAGUGUUGGUGCAAGAGAUGGAGAGAUUUAACAAUCUCCUUCAGACCAUUCGAAUAACUCUUGUCAAUCUACGUAAAGCAAUCAAAGGUCUUGUAGUGAUGAAUGCAGAACUUGAAGGUGUUGCUAGUAGCUUACUGAUCGGUAAAGUACCAGAACUUUGGGCAAAACGAUCUUAUCCAAGUUUGAAACCACUUGGAAGCUACAUCAAUGAUUUCUUGGCAAGACUCAAGUUCUUACAGGAUUGGUUUGAUGAGGGUAAACCAGAUGUCUUCUGGAUUUCUGGCUUUUAUUUCACUCAAGCUUUCUUGACUGGCGCUCGACAGAACUUUGCUCGUAAAUAUACAAUCCCAAUUGAUAAACUUGCUUUCUCAUAUCAAGUUUUACCAAAGGAUGAAACUUCGGAUGGUGCUCCUACGGAUGGCGUUUAUGUGAUCGGAGUUUUUCUUGAUGGUGCAAGAUGGGACAGAACAACUGGUCUACUAUCAGAGCAACAUCCAAAAAUUCUGUUCGAUCCAAUGCCAAUUAUCUGGUUCAAACCAGACAAAGUUGAAAACAUUAAGGAACAGCACGAUUACGAGUGUCCAGUUUACAAAACGAGCGAGAGAAAGGGAACACUAUCCACUACCGGUCACUCGACCAACUAUGUCAUCGCCAUCAAGCUUCCGACAAAGAAACCACAAAGUCACUGGAUAAAACGUGGAGCGGCCAUUUUGUGCCAACUAGAUGAUUAGGUUUUUUCCUCAAAUGCGUUACACUUUUUUCCUCCCCCUCACAAGUAUGUUUGUGUAUGCAUGUGUCAUCUUUUUUCAGAUAUUUUUUUUUUGGAUAAGUUCGAUUUUUUAGGUUUUUUGGAGUGUAUUUAUAAAUUAGGUUUUGAUAAAUUUUAAGUGCUAGGUUUAUAGUAGUUGAGUUUUCAUUUUUUUUAUAUUGUUGUAAAAAUUUAAUAUACAGCGCAAAAUAAUCAAGACCACCUAUAUUAGAAAAAUGCUUAUUAGUUUAUUUAUUGUUUGAAAAUAAUUUAAAAUAUAAAUUUUUGUAACGGUCUCUGACGUUUCGGAAAUUUGUUAUACGGGCAAUGUUAAUUUUGUUAUAUUAUAAGUAAAUGCUUAAAAUCCUACUCCUAAGCAUUUUUUCUAAUAUAGAAUGGUUUAUUAUUUUUAAUUAGUUUAAUAUAAACUGCAUUAUAUGAAUAUAUUACAGAUACUUUUAAAGAGUUAAGUUUAUUAUCAUAGCGCAUGCGUGUGUGUAGGCUUUGUCAGUUAUUUUCUAUCAAAUUUUAUCUGUCCAAGCAUGAUUUAUAGAUAAACUAGUUAAUGAUGACUAUAAUAUAUAAAUUAUGCUAGGCAAGGUAUAAUCUGGGAAGAAAAUUCUUGACAAAGCAUGAGUGAUUGUAGUGUAUUAACCUCCUGUAUAUUUUUUCGCGAAUAAACGCGCGACGCUAGCCCCGUUAGCAGAAUUUAAGUAAAGUAGCUGCGUGCUCCCUCUUCCCCCACCAAUUCACCCUUUACCAUACCCUUGUUGACUAAAUUUUGCCAUCAAAAUACAUUUUGCAUAGCAAUGUAUUAUUGAGAGAAGACUUUAGACAACUGAUUUUGUAGCGUACUAAUAAUAUUUUAAACUCUUCAUAUAAGUUUAAGCAGAACACUGUUCCAUUUUUUUAUGUAGGUUUUAUUACUUUUACUUAGGAUAAAUUUUUGUAACACUGUAAUUUGUUAUAGUU